This is a messenger RNA of Syngnathus typhle (broad-nosed pipefish), 5813 nucleotides long. RefSeq names its product neurobeachin-like. Lineage: Eukaryota; Metazoa; Chordata; Actinopteri; Syngnathiformes; Syngnathidae. The coding region runs from base 60 to 4946 and encodes 1628 amino acids. The record is from RefSeq and is a predicted model, not a curated record. The transcript is spliced from 36 exons. Gene Ontology annotation, biological process: intracellular protein localization. Gene Ontology annotation, cellular component: cytosol; membrane. Gene Ontology annotation, molecular function: protein kinase binding.
ACAGCCGCGGCGCUGCCCAGCUGGAACGAGACCUCAGAGUGGAUCUCGGCUUCAGGGGAAUGCCCAUGACAGAGGAGCAGAGGCGACAGUUCAGCCCUGGACCUCGCACCACUAUGUUCCGCAUCCCCGAGUUCAAGUGGUCGCCCAUGCACCAGAGGCUGCUCACUGACCUCCUCUUUGCCUUGGAGACCGACGUGCAUGUGUGGAGAAGCCACUCCACCAAGUCGGUGAUGGACUUUGUCAACAGCAACGAGAACAUCAUCUUUGUGCACAACACCAUCCAUCUCAUCUCCCAGAUGGUGGACAACAUCAUCAUCGCCUGCGGGGGCAUCCUGCCGCUCUUGUCCGCUGCCACCUCGCCCUCCACAGAACUGGAGAACAUCGAGGCGACACAGGGCAUGUCGUCGGAGACGGCUGUCACCUUCCUGUCGCGGCUGAUGGCCAUGGUGGACGUGCUGGUCUUCGCCAGCUCGCUCAACUUCAGCGAGAUUGAGGCAGAGAAGAACAUGUCCUCCGGCGGGCUCAUGAGGCAAUGCCUGCGACUGGUGUGCUGCGUGGCUGUGAGAAACUGCCUGGAGUGCCGGCUGCGGCAGCGCGAUCGCAACUGCAAGUCGGCCGGCAGCAAGUCGCAGGAUGGCUUGCAUGCUGCUGGCACCGCCAGCAAGGACCCGGACCGCCUCCUCCAGGACGUGGACAUCAACCGUCUGCGUGCGGUGGUUUUCAGAGACGUGGAUGACAGCAAGCAGGCUCAAUUCUUGGCUCUGGCCGUGGUCUACUUCAUCUCUGUGCUGAUGGUGUCCAAGUAUCGAGACAUCCUGGAGCCUCAGCGGGAGAUGGGCCGAUCAGCUAGCCUGUCCGGACGCAGCAUCCGACACGAGAUCAACUCACCCACCAGCACAGAGCACCCGUCCUCUACCUUGUCUCAGUGUGACAAGCAGACAGCCGUCACCGCAGAUGACUCCUCACCCCGUGCUGGCCUGCCCCACACCGACUCGGGCAUCGGCGAGGAGGGCCACACAGGCGGCUCCCUCAAUGGCUCCGAGACGGGGCGGGAAGUGGACAGGGAGCGGGCCUCGGGCAUGGGCGCCCAGGCCGACCUGCUGUGUGCUCUGUCGGAUGUCGGCAGGUCGCACGAGAGCCUUCUGGACUCCCCCCGCAAUCCCGAUGGCAGACAGGCGCCGCCUUCGUCCAUUUCCGGCAUCAGCCAUACCAAUAAAGGCAUCAACGUCAAGGAGAUCCUGAAGAGCCUGGUGGCCGCUCCGUCGGAUGGCAGCGACUCGGGCCAAGAGUCCGGGCCGACGCCAUACCAGCCCGACCCCACCUUGAAGAGCUACCCGGCACUGCCCAUGCAGUUCCACUCCUUUGAUAGGAGCGUCAUGGUCCCGGCAAAGAAGCCGCCACCCGGCAGCUUGUCCGUCAAUACGGUGGGUACGCCCACCGCCGGGGGUGCCGCCAGCACGCCUAACAUCUUUGCCGCCGCCGUGACACCCAAGAGCAUGAUCAAUACCACAGGAGCAGACUCUGUGGUGGCGGCGGCAGCAGCGUUUGUGAACGGCGCCACCAGCAAGAAUCUGCCUGCCGUCCAGACGGUGGCGCCCAUGCCUGAAGACAGCCUGGAGAACAUGAGUGCCUAUUGUGAGGUGGCGCAGUGUGCAUUGCGCAGCAGUCAGACGCCUCCCGAGCUCAAGUCCUUUAGCUCCCUGGCCGGCUUCCAGACAACCCCCAGAGAUGCAGGACAGUGUUUUAGCAUCACCACCAAGCUGGAACGAGCGCUGGAGAAGGUGGCGCCGCUCCUGAGGGAAAUUUUUGUUGACUUUGCGCCAUUCCUAUCGCGCACGCUCCUGGGGAGUCAUGGGCAGGAGCUUCUCAUUGAAGGUCUGGUGUGUAUGAAGUCCAGCACGUCGGUGGUGGAACUGGUCAUGCUGCUCUGCUCUCAGGAAUGGCAGAAUUCCAUCCAGAAGAACGCGGGGCUGGCUUUCAUUGAGCUUAUCAACGAAGGAAGACUGCUGUGUCACGCCAUGAAGGAUCACAUUGUGCGUGUGGCCAACGAGGCCGAGUUUAUCUUGAACCGCCAGCGAGCAGAAGACGUUCACAAGCAUGCUGAGUUUGAGUCGAGCUGUGCCCAGUACGCGGCCGACCGUCGCGAGGAAGAGAAGAUGUGCGACCACCUGAUCGGUGCCGCCAAGCACAGAGACCACGUGACCGCCAACCAGCUCAAGCAGAAGAUCCUCAACAUCCUGACCAAUAAGCACGGAGCCUGGGGCACCAUGUCGCGGAGCCAAUUGCACGACUUCUGGCGUCUGGACUACUGGGAGGACGACCUGCGCAGGAGGCGGAGAUUCGUUAGAAACGCCUUUGGGUCCACACACGCCGACGUGAUGCUCAAAAGUCUCGAUGAUUACGGCUCGGUCGACGAGCACGACGGCAGCGUCAAGUCCAAGAAGAGCUUCCGCAGUCAGUCGGCAGUGGCGCAGAACCCGGAGGCUGACUUAAUGCUGGAAGGUGACGACGACGCCGUCAGCCUCCUGCAGGAGAAAGAAAUGGACAACCUGGCAGGCCCGGUGGUACUGAGCACGCCGGCCCAGCUGGUGGCGCCGGCGCUGAUGGCCCGCGGGACACUGUCGGUCACCACCACGGAGAUCUAUUUUGAGGUGGACGAGGACGACCCUGCCUUCAAGAAGGCUGACGCCAAGGUGCUGGCCUACUCGGAGGGUCUGCAUGGCAAGUGGAUGUUCAGCGAGAUCCGAGCUGUAUUUUCCAGACGCUACCUGCUGCACAACACAGGCCUGGAGGUCUUCAUGGCCAACAGAACCUCUGUGAUGUUCAACUUUCCCGACCAGGCCACGGUCAAGCGGGUGGUCUACAGCCUGCCGCGGGUGGGCGUCGGCACCAGCUACGGUCUGCCCCAGGCCAGGCGGAUCUCGUUGGCCACACCGCGUCAGCUCUUCAAGUCGUCCAACAUGACGCAGCGGUGGCAGCGCCGGGAGAUCUCCAACUUUGAGUACCUCAUGUUCCUCAACACCAUUGCAGGGAGGACGUACAACGACCUGAACCAGUACCCCAUCUUCCCCUGGGUGCUGACUAACUACGACUGCGAGGAACUUGACCUCACCUUGCCCGGCAACUUCAGAGAUCUCUCCAAGCCCAUCGGCGCUCUCAACCCCAAGCGGGCCGCCUUCUACGCUGACCGCUACGAGACAUGGGACGAGGAGGGUGCGCCACCCGACCACUACGCCACCCUUUACUCUACGGCGCACUCCACCCUCACGUGGAUGCUCCGAAUCGAGCCCUUCACCACCUUCUUCCUCAACACCAACCAGGGAAAGUUCGACCACGCUGAGCGGACCUUCUCGGGUGUUGGCCGCUCUUGGAGGAACUGCCAGCGGGACACGGCGGACGUGACGGAGCUGAUCCCGGAGUUCUACUACCUCCCUGAGAUGUUCGUCAACGGCAAUGAGUACAAGCUGGGCGUACGUGACGACGGGCUGCCCGUCAGCGACGUGGAGCUGCCCGUCUGGGCCAAAAAGGCCGAAGACUUUGUGCGCAUCAACCGCAUGGCGCUGGAGAGCGAGUUUGUGUCAUGCCAGCUGCACCAGUGGAUCGACCUGAUCUUCGGAUACAAGCAGCGGGGUCCCGAGGCCGUGCGGGCGCUCAACGUCUUCAACUUCCUGUCCUACGAGGGCGCCGUCAACCUGGACAACUUGGACGCGGCGCAGCGAGAGGUGAUUGAGGCGCAGAUUCAGGCUUGCGGGCAGAUCCCCUCGCAGCUCCUGAUCGAGCCGCACCCGCCCCGGUCUUCCGCCAUGCAUCUGUGUUUCCUUCCUCAGAGUCCUCUGAUGUUUAAGGAUCAGAUGCAGCAGGACGUAAUCAUGGUGCUUAAGUUCCCGUCCAACUCUCCCGUCACGCACGUGGCUGCCAACACACUGCCUCACCUCAGCAUCCCCGCCGCCGUCACCGUCACGUGCAGCCGCCUCUUUGCCGUCAACCGCUGGCACAACACCGUCGGCCUACGAGGUGCGCCGGGAUACUCCCUGGAGCAGGCUCACCACCUUCCCAUCGAGAUGGAUCCCCUCAUAGCCAACAACUCGGGCACCAACAAGCGCCAAAUCACGGACCUGGUGGACCAGAGCAUCCAGAUCAACACGCACUGCUUCGUGGUGACGGCCGACAACCGCUACAUCCUGGCAUGCGGCUUCUGGGACAAGAGCUUCCGGGUCUACUCCACCGAAACGGGGAAGCUAACGCAGAUCGUCUUUGGUCACUGGGACGUGGUGACAUGUCUGGCCCGCUCCGAGUCCUACAUCGGAGGAGACUGCUACAUUGUGUCCGGCUCUCGGGAUGCCACGCUUCUGCUGUGGUACUGGAGCGGGCGGCACCACAUCAUCGGUGACAAUCCCAAUAACAGUGAAUACCCCGCCCCACGGGCCGUCCUGACAGGACACGACCACGAGGUGGCGUGCGUGUCCGUCUGCGCCGAGCUGGGAUUGGUCAUCAGCGGGGCCAGAGAGGGCCCCUGCUUGGUGCACACCAUCACGGGCGACCUCUUGAGGGCCCUCGAAGGCCCCAAGCUGUGCCGUCAGCCGCGUCUGAUCUCGGUGUCCAGCGAGGGCCACUGCGUUAUCUACUACGAGCGAGGACGGUUCUGCAACUUUAGCAUCAAUGGCAAGCUUCUGGCUCAGAUGGAGCUAAACGACUCCACACGGGCUGUCCUGCUGAGCAGCGAUGGGCAGAACCUGGUGACGGGUGGCGACAACGGCGUGGUGGAGGUGUGGCAGGCCUGCGAUUUCAAGCAGCUCUAUAUCUACCCAGGAUGCGAUGCUGGCAUUCGAGCCAUGGACCUGUCACACGACCAGAGGACGCUGAUCACUGGCAUGGCGUCCGGCAGCAUCGUGGCGUUUAACAUCGACUUCAACCGCUGGCACUACGAGCAUCAGAACCGCUACUGACGCUGCGGGAAAGGAACUCUCCAGGUACACGAGAAGACGACUUGAGGUUCUGCUUGCUUUGACGGGACUCACUCUCUCUCAUACACGCACACAUGCGCGCGCACACACACACACACAUGCACGCCUGAGCCCAAAGACGACACAGCCAACAAAGUGCGGAUCGGUCGCCGGUGCUGGCGGGUCAGGUUCCGGGUUUGGUGGGUUCUGCUUUAACGCUUGAGUGAGCCAGAUACUCUUUCUCUUUGCCGAGAUGAUCCGCCUUUGGGAUCCUUUGAGGAUUUGUCCUCUUUCCUUUUGUGUCCUUUUGUCUCUUUUUCCUCGAAUUGAACGAGAGGGGCGAACGAGGGUGAUGAUUUUUCUUUUGCUGCCUUUUUCUUUCUACAUUUAGUGAUCGUGGUGUCAAAUAUGUACAGAACAACUCUUGCUUUUGCCGCCGGCCCCGCGUGCUCACAUUAUUGAAACAAAAGCAAUUUUCUUUCCUGUUUGCACUUUUUUUUUUUUUUAUCCUUCCCGAUUCGGCUUCUUUCUGAUUGCAAGGCAGCCAUUCCUCGGGGGGCUUUAAUUGUUCUGAAGACGGACCAGGUUCUUUGGGUUCCUUCUUGUCUAGGGCCAGGAUGAAUUCUUUGUGCAUUGAUGUUUGUAUUUAAACGCUCACAUGUGAAGAUUUUACAGCAAUAUGACAACGAGCGUGUGCACGACCGGCACGGCAGCCGCACACGCACGUAACUCCAGCCACACACGCACACAUCCAAAAACCAACAAACAAAAAAAGUUAAUUAUUUUUGGAUCUAUGAAACCCUGAAGAACUAUUGUAGUCAUGUUUUAUUGCAAAGAUGUAAAAUAUGACGUGUGAGUUGGAAAAAAAAU